Strongylus vulgaris is the source of this 591-nucleotide messenger RNA. Lineage: Eukaryota; Metazoa; Nematoda; Chromadorea; Rhabditida; Strongylidae. The record is from the annotation of a GenBank genome assembly.
AUGCUGUGCCGCAGUGCCGGUCUCAUCGCCCUUGCGCUGCGAGUUAUUCUUGCUGACGAGUUGAGUUGCGACUUCAAGCGGCCAUGUUGCUGGCAGUCGUUGAACGAAGAUGCGAAAUGGCUGGUACGAAGCGGUCGUUCCAUCAACAUCAACGAGUUUCGACGGACGUUUCUUGUUGGAAGAAGUCGCCUUCCGCCAGUCGGUAACUACCUGCUCCAAAAUGGCUUUGAAGGCCAGGCAGCGUUUGGUUCGUGUGCUUUCUGCUCCGCAGAUGGCAAGGUGACCAUUCAAUACAGGCAUUGGCAAAGCCCUACUGCACGACUGAAGCUGUGCUGGAGACGAUGGUACCAUCCCAUCCGAGACGAGAAUUGUUUCCGAGUGGAACCAUCGCGACAAAGUCAAAUUAUCAGCCAGCAGAUCACCGUGCCGAGCGGAAAGGAUAUUCAGGUGCUAUUCGUGGUUGAACGCAACGAGGGCAACGCGCAUGCGGUUGUAAUGCUUGACAGAGUUCUGGUAACAGUAACGAGAUGUAGUUCGAGCGAGGAAAAGAGUAUGGUAAGCGGGUACACCAUUACAAAGAUACUGAAGUAG